Acomys russatus (golden spiny mouse) is the source of this 1928-nucleotide messenger RNA. It is a transcript of the gene Pofut3, whose product is annotated as fucosyltransferase 10. The record is from RefSeq and is a predicted model, not a curated record. The transcript has 4 exons. Gene Ontology annotation, cellular component: Golgi membrane. Gene Ontology annotation, molecular function: alpha-(1->3)-fucosyltransferase activity. Lineage: Eukaryota; Metazoa; Chordata; Mammalia; Rodentia; Muridae. Bases 341 to 1624 code for a protein of 427 amino acids.
CAUGAAAACAUGGAUCCUGGAUCUCACGGGCUGACUGCGGCGGGAUGAUCCGGGAGCUGCGCCUGCCAUUCCAGUGAGCCUUCUCCGGGUCUCCGCGAGAGCUCAGGCGCGUAAAUAGAAAGUGAAGACUUAGGGGGAGAGGGUAUUGCUGCCUGCACCCCCACCGGGCUGCUUGAAAUACUGUGAUGCGGACUUGUUUUGAUGCCCAGAGGCCUAAGUGUUUUUUGAUGGUGCCCUGUCCGAAGAUUCCAGCUGCUCUGAUGAUAGCCUAAGAAGACUGCAUGCUGUUCCCUGUCAGCGCCACACCAGGCCCAUUCAGAACCUUGGAUUUCAGCCCUUCAUGGAGACCAGCUCCCAGCAAGAAAUUGUCAUCCAGAUGGUCCCUCCAUGUGAAGUUGUCUCUGGCUGUGGGCUGACUAGAGGGCACCUGGUGGCCAGGCCGGCCCUUUAUCAGUCAUCCGGGUCAGGGCAGCAUGGUGCGGAUUCAGAGGAGGAAGCUGCUGGCACCUUGCCUGUGCAUGACAGCUACUGUCUUUCUGAUGGUCACACUCCAGGUACUGACUUUAACAUAGACAGCUUACCCCUGCCUCGGAAGGCGCAUCACGACUGGGCCCUUUUCCAUGAAGAGUCCCCCAAGAACAAUUAUAAGCUCUUUCACGAGCCGGUCAUCACCUUAUUCAACCACACAGCCACGUUCAGCAGGCAUUCUCACUUGCCACUGACAACUCAGUACUUGGAAAGCGUGGAAGCCCUGAAGUCACUACGCUACCUGGUUCCGCUGCAGUCUAAAAACCACCUAAGACAAAAACUAGCUCCUCUGGUGUACGUACAGUCGGACUGCGAUCCACCAUCAGACAGGGACAGCUACGUUCGCGAGCUGAUGGCUUAUAUUGAAGUUGAUUCCUAUGGUGAGUGCUUACAAAACAAAGAUCUUCCCCAGGGGCUGAGAAACCCCGCCUCCAUGGAUGCUGAUGGCUUCUACAGGAUCGUAGCCCAGUAUAAGUUCAUGCUUGCUUUUGAGAACGCGGUUUGUGAUGAUUACAUCACAGAGAAGUUCUGGAGGCCGCUGAAAUUGGGGGUCGUGCCUGUGUAUUAUGGGUCCCCCAGCAUCGCAGACUGGCUUCCAAGUAACAGAAGUGCCAUUCUUGUAUCCGAAUUUUCUCACCCCAAGGAACUGGCACGUUUCAUCAGACAACUGGACUAUGAUGACAGAUCGUAUGAGGCCUAUGUAGAGUGGAAGCUAAAGGGUGAGAUUUCUAACCAGCGCCUUCUGACAGCUCUCCGGGAACGGAAGUGGGGAGUGCAAGACGUUAACCAGGACAACUACAUCGAUACAUUUGAGUGUAUGGUGUGCCGCAGGGUGUGGGCCAACAGUAGGCUACGGGAGCAGGGCUUACCACCCAAACAAUGGAAAGCAGAAGUCAACCACCUGAGCUGCCCAGAGCCUAACUUGUUCACCUUCUCAUCUCCAGCUUCUCCGGCUCUACGUGGGAGAUCACUGAGAGAGCUGUGGCUACCCAGCUUUCAGCAGGCUAAGAAAGAAGCCCAGGCCCUGAGGUGGCUAGUGGAGAGGAAUCAAAACUUUUCAUCUGAAGAAUUUUGGGCCCUAGUAUUUAAGGACUAAUUUUAAAAGGUACUGGAAUGACAGGAUGAGGUUCAUUUUCUUGGUUGCCUUAAUAUUGGAUGAUAAUAGCUAUUCCACCGAGUAUCCCUUAGGAUACGACUUGAUUGCAGCGGUUCUCACAAAGAGCUCUGUCAAAUAAUAGCUGUGAAUUACUUUUAGGGGUCGCCUCUAUAUUUUUAUACUAAAAAAAGUAGACUUUGGACAUUGGUUGCCUUCAGCUUAUGUGCUUGGAGCCAUGUACUCGCUGUCUUCUUUGGAAACUGACCUCAGGUCAAGUGCCUUCCUUGCUGCACGUCUAGCCGUG